GUGGAUAAGUACGAACCGCUUCUUGACGUUGAGUGUGGCGAGGUUCGAGAAGACGCGGAAAUAGCGGCUAGUGCCGAUCGACCGUAUGAAAUAUGGUUGGACACGGAAGGCACAAAAAUUGAAGCUGAUAACGAUGUCAACGUUUUCCAGUCUUUCCUUGAUCAACAGCCAAGCAAGUUACAUCGGCGAGCUAUUUCCUAUGUGAUCAACACUGUCGGCUUAUUAAUUACAAAAAUCGGUAUGGAGUCAUUUCCGAGCGUGUCGGAACGAGCUAUUGGCCAGCUAGCCGCGUUGGUGGAACAGGACAUUUCCCCGGUCACAGCUGGACAACUUGUUCAAAUUGCAGCGCUGUUCAUCUAUGCAGUGCAUUGUAAUGGAAUUGCUGGAGAUGAGGACGUGUGCAGUGUUCAACAGCAGCAAGCAGUUCACGCUCUUGUCAGUGUGUUUGGUGUAUUUCUGCGUCCGAUAGAUCUGAGGCUCGCUGAAGUCAAUUCAUGGAUCAAAGGCUCCUCUGAAGUGCCACUGGUUGUGUCACGUGUACUGCCAGCUGUUUGUGUGCUUUGUGAGUGGUUCUCUUGUCCACAAGCGUCAGCCAUAUACCGAACGAUGCCAUCGGUCGAGCCAUUGCCGACGUCCAUAGUUGACAUUGAUACCUGGCAUCUACUGGCAAACAUCGCCAAUGUGCUGGCUCGAUUGCAGGAUGGUGGCGAAAUGGUGAAAAUAGAAAAUAACGCAGGCUCAGCCAAAACGUGCAUCCUGCCUGAGCUUGCAUAUUUGUGUACCACCGAUGCGAACAAUGAAACAGCGGACUCGCUGAUACCGGUUCAAAUACGUCUAGCGCAACUUCUGCUGGCCGCUGAGUAUUUAGACGGCUCUGAUCUGUCAUGUUUUUUCUUUUGCGAGAAAACGGGACGAUUCAAGCGAAGUGACCAUGUUGAAGGUGAUCUGAGAGAGCGUUCAAAAGCCAUACAUGCUCAACGAACUGAGGAGUCGCCGAGGGUUCCAACACCAUUGACAAGGGAAGAGUUGCUCGAACGAGAAAUGCGCAAGCACGAACAGUUGUUAGUGGUGAAACCAGUCUAUUUGGUUAUUGAUACGAACGCUUUCAUUGAUCAGUUGAGCGCUAUUCAGAAAAUUCUGCAGUGCGAACGUUUUCGAGUACUGAUUCCAACGACAGUGAUGGAAGAGCUAAUUGAUCUACAACAUGGUGAACUAAGAAGUUCGCGAGUACAAGGACCGACCGAAGGUGCACGACAAGCAGUGACGUGGUUACGUGAGCAGACCAGGCAGAAGAACGCACGUCUGUUCACGUUGACGAUGCGUGGACGCCGACUGCCGAUCGCGGUGGUUCGAGAAGAAGCCGGUGACGAUGGUGAAGUGGUACGUUAUAUUUACUGUCUUUUCAUAGCUACUGAGACCUGCCUGGUUCAUCAGAAAGUCACCCACUAC
Molecule: messenger RNA, 1449 nt
Organism: Ostertagia ostertagi
Lineage: Eukaryota; Metazoa; Nematoda; Chromadorea; Rhabditida; Trichostrongylidae
Source: the annotation of a GenBank genome assembly